This is a messenger RNA of Spinacia oleracea (spinach), 387 nucleotides long. Its product is annotated as tobamovirus multiplication protein 1-like. Lineage: Eukaryota; Viridiplantae; Streptophyta; Magnoliopsida; Caryophyllales; Amaranthaceae. The record is from RefSeq and is a predicted model, not a curated record. Bases 1 to 387 code for a protein of 128 amino acids. The transcript has 6 exons. Gene Ontology annotation, cellular component: plant-type vacuole membrane.
AUGUUAUUGUUUCAUUUGAAGGUUCUAACAUUGGUGUUACUGGAUCUUCCUGGACUUUUGUUUUUCUCCACAUAUACUCUCCUUGUCCUCUUUUGGGCAAAGAUCGAUCAUCAGGCUAGAUAUCUACCAACUGAUAAGCUGAUGCUUGUUUACAUAUUGCUAAACGCUGGAAUUUACUUCAUACAGGUUUGUAUCUGGAUUUUGUUCUGGUUGUAUAACAAUGAAGCAAUGGAAACCGUAGGACGGAUCUUUAUUGCAGCUGUCUCAUUUGUUGCUGCGAUCAGUUUCUUGUUUUACGGACGAAGAUUGUUUGUAAUGCUGAGACAGUUCCCAAUUGAAUCUAAAGGAAGAAGUAAGAAGUUAUACGAGGUUUGUCUUCUUUCGUGA